GGCGUGGCCCGUCCCUCUAAGUCACCUCAGGCUCUGCGCCCCCCCCCCGUCCCGCCCCUCGUAGUGGCGCUCUCGCCAUCUUACCCCCACCCCCUCCAGCCUAGCUCAGUCACCUUUUCCCUUUCUACAAUCUCUGGCCCCCCCCCACUCCACGCCCCCCCUGCCCGUCGUGUCCCGGGGCCGCCGCCGCCGCAGACACCGCGCCAUCUCUGUCCCCUCUCAUUCUCCACGCGGGACGCGCAGCCGUGCCUCCACGUGUCUUAAGCAGAGAUGAAUAAUACUGCAGCUAGCCCGAUGUCUACUACCACUUCAAGUAGUGGAAGAAAUGCAGGGAAGACUAUAAGCUUUGCGGCCGAGUUGCAGAGUAUGAUGUUUUCUUUAGGUGAUGCUAGGAGGCCUCUCCAUGAAACUGCAGUUUUGGUAGAAGAUGUGGUCCAUACACAACUAAUUAACCUGUUACAGCAAGCUGCAGAAGUCUCUCAGCUUCGAGGAGCAAGAGUGAUCUCUGCUGAAGAUCUUCUGUUCUUGAUGAGAAAAGAUAAGAAAAAACUUAGAAGACUUCUAAAGUACAUGUUUAUCCGAGACUACAAGUCAAAGAUCAUCAAAGGCAUUGAGGAGGAUGACCUCCUGGAAGAAAAACUGAGUGGCAGCAGCGGUACAAACAAGAGACAGAAGAUCGCUCAGGACUUGAUCAACUCUAUUGACCAGACAGGAGAGCUGCUGGCAAUGUUUGAAGACAACGAGCUUGAUGAUGUCAAACAGGAGAGAAUGGAGAGAGCAGAAAGACAGACUCGUACUAUGGAUUCAGCUCAAUAUGCAGAAUUCUGUGAAAGCCGACAGUUAAGUUUCUCCAAAAAAGCUUCCAAAUUCCGAGACUGGCUGGACUGCAGCAGCAUGGAGAUAAAGCCCAAUGUCAUAGCUAUGGAAAUCCUGGCAUAUCUGGCAUACGAAACAGUGGCCCAGUUGGUAGAUCUGGCUCUUCUUGUGAGGCAAGAUAUGGUGUCCAAGGCAGGGGACCCCUUCAGCCAUGCCAUUUCUGCAACCUUCAUUCAGUACCACAACUCUUCUGAGGGGUCCUCCUGUUUGAAGUCCAGCCCAGACUCUCCUGAGAACACACCUCCUCCUACACCAACAGCCCCCUCUUCUGGAUCACAGCUCUCAGGUCGAGCUGCGUCUGGUUCUUUGGGGAAUGGGAGCACAGGACAGGACACUGCCAAAACCAAGCAGCGGAAGAGGAAAAAGAGCACUGCGGCCUGUGGUGUCGAGGCUCACAGCGAUGCCAUCCAGCCCUGCCACAUCAGAGAGGCCAUUCGACGCUACGGCCACAAGAUUGGCCCUCUCUCCCCAUUCACAAGUGCCUACCGAAGGAAUGGGAUGGCUUUCCUGGCCUGCUGAGGGGACCAUGGCCGUGCCUGCCUCCACGAAGAGGGAGUGGUUCACCGAGGUCAUUCUUGCCUGUCCUGCCGGAAAAUAAAACAGAACUUUACCUUCUCCUGCCCUA
Mus pahari (shrew mouse) is the source of this 1501-nucleotide messenger RNA. It is a transcript of the gene Supt3h, whose product is annotated as SPT3 homolog, SAGA and STAGA complex component. The record is from RefSeq and is a predicted model, not a curated record. The coding region runs from base 271 to 1395 and encodes 374 amino acids. Gene Ontology annotation, biological process: transcription by RNA polymerase II. Gene Ontology annotation, molecular function: protein heterodimerization activity; transcription coactivator activity. Lineage: Eukaryota; Metazoa; Chordata; Mammalia; Rodentia; Muridae. The transcript is spliced from 12 exons.